AUGGGUUGUCAGGUGGCUGAAGCUUUGCCGGUUCAGUCUCAGGCCGACGUCAUGCAGAGGGAGUUGGAUAGCUGCUUGAGUUUAGAGUACACUCCUGACAGUCUGCCUCCACUUCUCCACCAGUUCUACACCGACAGAUCGUAUCAUCUGGCUCAGAUUAAAUAUCUGCUCAUGCUGAGAUGGAGGAGAUUCUGCCGCCACACCAGCGUCAUUGAGAAGCUUUAUCCUCAUUACAAGGAUCAGAUGUCAUGUUUGACGAGUGAGUACGAGGACGCCGUUCAGAGAGCUCGCAGACUGUCAGCGAGCAGAGAGAAGAUCCUCACCGGCCGAGGAAACCUCAACAACCUGCUGACGGAGGACGAUGUGGCCAUUUACCUUCGGUGGCUGAUCUGCCAUCUACACUCUGUUCAGACCAUUCACAACUUCCUCAGGUUUUUGGGUGAUGAUGACACAAGAGGAAAAGGUCAGGGGGGUCACAAGGGACUGGCUGAUACUGUUGCUCUGCACACUGUUCACCUGGAGGAGUUUCUACCUGAGCUGCAGUCUUUGAUCGCUCACUUCCACCUGUCUUACGACACUCGUAAACUCCGGACCACCGCAGACGAGAUGGAACUAUUUAGCGAGGUGUGGAGGGAGUUCAGAAUGAUUUUUGGAGAGCAGGAGCAGAUGAGGACGUUUCCUCAGUACGAAGGUUCAGAGGUCAGACGGAGCCAGUGGGGGAGGAAGAGUGGGAGGACGGCUUUGAGGAAGGAGGCCGACUGGAUCCCCUUCAUUCAGGUGAAGCCCAGACGGGAUCCGUGGCAGCAGAAGCAAAUCACAAAGCUCAAGGAGAAGAAAUCCGUUGACGAGCUGCUGAAGAUGCACAGCAGGUUUCUUAAGGUCCCUGAUCUGCUCCGUGUGGCCACGGCUUUAAAAGAUCACGCCGCUCAUGUUGACGACUUAAAAUCAUCACCGACCUCAUCCGUCUCACGGAGCAGUGAGACGAAACGACAAAAGAUCUCAGAGAUCUGGACGAGUAUUUACAGCACUGUCUCUCUCACUCAGGCAUGUAUCAUCCACUGUUCUGCUUAA
Anoplopoma fimbria (sablefish) is the source of this 1071-nucleotide messenger RNA. RefSeq lists its product as uncharacterized. The coding region runs from base 1 to 1071 and encodes 356 amino acids. The transcript has 9 exons. Lineage: Eukaryota; Metazoa; Chordata; Actinopteri; Perciformes; Anoplopomatidae. The record is from RefSeq and is a predicted model, not a curated record.